Molecule: messenger RNA, 450 nt
Organism: Stylonychia lemnae
Lineage: Eukaryota; Ciliophora; Spirotrichea; Sporadotrichida; Oxytrichidae
Source: the annotation of a GenBank genome assembly
AUGAAGCAACGCACUGCUUACUUGAUUGCUAAGAUGAAGAAAGUAGUACAGAAGGACCAUUAUGCCAUUAUGAGCUAAUAACCAGCCAUCUCAAGAUUGUGCUUGAUUCGUGAGCUUAAGGUGGCAUCAAGGUACUUUCUGAUUGGAUCUCAGAAAAUCAAGACCGCAGCUAUCCAUGAGUACAAGUCAUUGAACUUUUUUACGCCAUUCUUGAGAACCUACCAAUAGAGAGUCAGUAUCUAGAGCAAAGCAAGAUCGCUAAGUAUUGGCUAUCAUUCAGAGAUGGCAAGCUAUAGUCUACAAGUUGAGUUACAAAUACGACGAGGACUGUAAUCACUAGAGAAGCAGAGAGACCUGAGAUAGAAGAUCAAGCAGAUUGGAAUCCGCAUGGAUAUGAGCAAUGCUGAAGAGGAAUUGAUCAAGAGAAACCCACUAUUUAGAUCAUCAUGA